UUGGGGUGGGGUCACGAGGCGUGGUCUCGAGGAUGUGAAGGUGGGGAGAGAGGGCGGGGUCACUGGGCGGGUCUGUGAGGGCGUGGGGGCCUGGCUGUGGUGCAGUGUGUAUGAAGGGUGAGGGGCGUGGUCGCACGGUCGCGGGGCUGGGUCUGCCGACCUGUCAGCAGUGGAUGAUGGGAGGCGAAGGUCCAGGGACAGACGAGACCUCCACUGCUGGCUUCAUCUUCGGCCCUGCCUUUCCCCCACAUUCACCUACAGAAAUCUCAGUAGUGCCAGUCACUUUGGAGUCUUUCUGGGACCACUUCCCAACACUAAGUGAAUAAGAGGCAGGAGGCACAGCACAGAGGGUGAAGAAGCCCCACCCUGAGGGGUCACGCAGGCAUGACCAAGGCGCAGAAGAGAGCCAUCCGGAGACCCUGUCUCAGACACCGUGGGCAUCCCUCGCCCACUCAAGGCACUUAUUUGGAGCAGAGAGCAGGCCUGGCCGCUGACCCUAGUGAGGGCAGUGGUGGUGGCAGUGGCCAAGGGCUCAGGACCAGGUGGGUUGGAGAGGCACGGUGGCCGGCAGUGGAGGGUGGUGAUGUCACAUCCUCAAAAUCCAAGCUAGGGCAGCUGCAGUAUCACUGUUCCUUGCAUGGGGGCUCCUGUAGUGGCGCUGGGCUCAGGAGAGAAGGUGCAGGGGUGGGGAGCCUGCAGCCUUGGGGCCACAUGGUGACCCUUUGGAUCCUUGAGUGCAGGCUUUUGACUGAAUCCAAAGUUUACAGAACAAAUCGGCCUUCCUGCUGACACCCCCAUCUGUCCUUCCCAGUAGGAGCCUGUGAUGGCAGUCAAGCCCCAGGACAUUGUGACUUUUGAGGAGGUGGCCGUGUACUUCACUCAGGAGGAGGGGCAGCACCUGGGCCCACAUCAGAGAGCGCUCUACCAUGAUGUGAUGCUGGAGAACUACCACACCCUGAAGGCUCUGGGUUUUCUAGUGUCCAGACCCAGGAUUAUCUCCCAGCUAGAGCAGGGGGAGAUGCCAUGGGUUGUGGCCCUGCCAGCGCUCCCCCAUUCAGAUUCUCAGGUCAAGACAAAGCACAAACUAUCAAGUCCCAAGGAAACAUCUUCUGAAGAAGAAUUACAAGGAAUAACUCAGGAAAUUUUCCCAAGAGGCAAUCCAGAAGCAUUUGAGUUUCAACAAGCUUGUGGGACUGAGAAAGGAGCAGAACAUUCAUGGAAAAAAUUCACAAUAAAGGCCAGGAAGAAGUUCUUUCCCCAAAAGAGAGCUUUGGGGCAAGUGGUCAACUCCCUGCUUAAUACCAAUGCAGUAGAGAAAUACCAGGAAUGUAACAAACUGGAGAAAAGCUUGUCUCUGGGCACAAAGCCUGUUGUACCUCAGAGGGACAGGCCAGGAGAGAAAGCCAGUGGGUGGAGGUUGGGUGGCCAAGGCUUUCCAUGUCAGGCAGGCUUCAGUGGACCCCAGACAGGUCCCAAUGGGUUGAAGACCCCGGGAUGUCAUGUGUGUGGGAAGUCUUUCAGCAAGAACUCUCACCUGAUUCGACAUCAGAAAAUUCAUACUAGAGAGAAGCCUUAUGUAUGUGUGGAAUGUGGGAAAAAAUUUAAUCACAACUCAAUCCUUUUACAACAUGAGAAAGUUCACCGUGGAGAGAAACCCUAUGUGUGCAAUGAAUGUGGCAAGGGCUUUAGGGAGACAUCGAAGCUUGCUAAACAUCAAAGAAUUCACACUGGAGAAAAACCAUAUAGGUGUAAUGAGUGUGGCAAAGCCUUUAGUGGGAAUUCAAAUCUUACUAAACACCAACUGAUACAUACUGGAGAGAAGCCCUAUAAUUGUCAUGAGUGUGGAAAAGCCUUUAAUCAGAAAGCAAAUCUCAUUAAACAUCAGAGAAUUCAUACAGGAGAGAAACCUUUUGAAUGCAAAGAGUGUGGGAAAAGCUUCAGUCAGCCAUCACAUUUGAUUCACCACCAAAGGAUGCAUUCUGGAGAGAAGCCCUACAAAUGCAAUGAGUGUGGAAAAGGCUUCAGUCAGACAUCACACCUGGUUGAUCAUCAAAGAAUACACACUGGAGAGAAACCUUAUGUGUGCAUUGUGUGCAAGAGAGGCUUUAUUCAGAUGUCACACUUGAUUCACCACCACAGAACACAUUCCGGAGAGAAGCCCCAUGAAUGUAGUGAAUGUGGGAAAUGCUUCAGCCAGAGCUCAACCCUUAUUAGACAUCAGGUUAUCCACACUAUGGAGGGUGCAUAUGAGUUAAACGAACGUGGGCAGGCUUUCAGUGUGAGCUAGCCUCUCGGUCACCAUUUCACAAAUACUACUGGAGAGGGACUCUUCAAUUCAUACAGGAAGGAAAAGCAUCCAAGAAUGCAACAAAGGUAGAAAACCUUUCGUUGUGGCUCAUCAUACAAUGUCAGAGAGUUCCUACUAGAAAGACCACCUGUGGAUGUAGUCAAUGUUGAAAAAGCACUUAGUAGGGGCUCACACAUUAUUCAUAAUGAGAUGAUUCAUACGGGAUGUAAUGGAUGUAAAAGGUUUGGUGCAUUGGGCAGAAGGUGGAACUCUGGGUCCCUGCUGUUGCCAAACUGUCCCUGUCAUUUCUCACCCAUGGUGGUCAGGCUCUGUAGGCAAUCUGUUGCUUUACACUGGGGUUGUGAGAUGGAGACAAAGACAACCUUAUUCCUGGCUGGGAAUGCCAGGGGAGGCCAGUGAUCUAUGAUGUGGCCAAACCCAGAGAGAAGCAGAUAAAUGAGUCCCCAAAAUGAAUGCACAGAAAAAUGCAAAACUGCUAGAGUUUGUGUCAGCCCUGGAGCUGCUUUUUUAUCCUGAACUGUAAUGAGUGGUGACUCAAGGUCUUCAUGAAACCAAACAGAGAAUAGCUGAAAUAGCUUCCUUCACCUCUGUACUAAAUUUUUUAAGCCUGAAAGUAUGUAGGAUGGUGUCAGUCCCUACCCCCUGAUAUAUACGUUCAUGUUUUUCAUCAGAAAGUGAUCCAGUGGGGUUACUGGUUGUACUGAAAGCUUCAUUCUAUAAAUCAAGGGUGUGUUAAAGAUGGUUUAUUUCUAGUUCAUACCUCCCCAAAAUGAUUUCGAUUAAAAUAAUGAUAUAUAAAAUAAGGUCAUUAAAGUAGAAAUAGAAAAUAAAGGAUUAUAAAGCCAUUGA
Lemur catta (Ring-tailed lemur) is the source of this 3157-nucleotide messenger RNA. RefSeq names its product zinc finger protein 501-like. The record is from RefSeq and is a predicted model, not a curated record. The transcript has 6 exons. Gene Ontology annotation, molecular function: RNA polymerase II cis-regulatory region sequence-specific DNA binding; DNA-binding transcription repressor activity, RNA polymerase II-specific. Bases 824 to 2287 code for a protein of 487 amino acids. Lineage: Eukaryota; Metazoa; Chordata; Mammalia; Primates; Lemuridae. Gene Ontology annotation, biological process: central nervous system development; negative regulation of transcription by RNA polymerase II. Gene Ontology annotation, cellular component: nucleus.